Gadus chalcogrammus (walleye pollock) is the source of this 3785-nucleotide messenger RNA. It is a transcript of the gene impg1b, whose product is annotated as interphotoreceptor matrix proteoglycan 1b. Lineage: Eukaryota; Metazoa; Chordata; Actinopteri; Gadiformes; Gadidae. The coding region runs from base 154 to 3192 and encodes 1012 amino acids. The transcript has 19 exons. Gene Ontology annotation, biological process: visual perception. The record is from RefSeq and is a predicted model, not a curated record.
GGCAACGUUUGGCUGGGAGAGCGGGAGCUGGAUCACUGGAGUCAGUGGAAUAAAGUUUAGGCUCCUGCAUGCCUAGCUUAUGGAAGUAAGAUAACGAGACUCUGGAUUGUACUGUCCAUAACAAGGCUCUCAAAUGACUUCUUCCGUCCGGAAAUGAACAACAUCCUCCACUCCAUCAUGCUUACCAAAUCGGGGCUUUACUUCACCGUGUUCUUGUUGACACUUCAAGCCAGCCAAACUAAAGACCUUCAGGACCAGGCUCUUCCGGGCCUGAGAGACGUGAAAUACCGACACUUCCUGGAAGCUCCUCGCCCGAUGGAGCCGGCCAGCGUCAGGGCGCCGCAGCACCGGCCGCGGAGCCAGAGGUCGGCGGCGGCGCUCAGCACGGGGGUGAAGGUCUGCCCACAGGAGAGCAUGAAGGAGGUGAUCACCAGCCACCGGGCUUACUACAAACUCAGAGUCUGCCAGGAGGCCAUAUGGGAGGCGUUCCGGGUCUUCCUGGAGAGGGUUCCUAACUCGGAGGAGUACAGUACCUGGCUCUACACCUGCCAGCAUGAGAACCUGUGCAUGGAGACCCUGGCCCUCAACUUCAGCCAAUCCCAGGAGCACCUUGACCUGGUGGCCCGGAGAGUUGCUGAGCAUGCUGAAAUUGUAGGAGCUGAAGAAGCUGUCCCUGAUCCAGAGAGGGAAUGUUCUUGGACGACUGCAAUCGUUUCACUUCCAACCGAGAUGCCGGAGGAUGGGAACGAGAUCCUGGAGAACGGUGAGGAGCACGUGGUGGAGUUCAGCGUCACCGUGGUGGACGCGGGCUACAGCGCUCUGCUCCACUCUGAGUUCCCCCAGUACCGCCGGAUCACCCAGGAUCUCACACAGCGGAUGCUUCAUGUUUUCCAAAAAGUUCCAGGAUUCAAAGAAAUACGAGUUCUAGGAUUUAGGUCUGAAGACGAGUCGGUGCGCUGCGCCGUGGUCUUCAACGGCCACACCGAGCUCGGGGAAGAUUCUGAGGUCUUGGUGGAACCGGGUUCCGCUGUGGAGGAGAACCCCAACGGACCCAAGCUGAAGUACAUCGUGGCCAAUGCCUUGAGGCAGGAGACCUCCCUGCCUCUGGACCUGCAAACCCUCAGCUUUGAGCCCGUGAGCACCAUAUACCCCGGAGUCGGAGCGGACAGUGAGGCCCUCCUCCCCAUCCCAGAGGAGGGAUCCGUCCCCGUGACAACCGCCACUCCAGGGUACCGCCCCACCCUGGCCGCAGUGCUCCACAACUCCCUGGAAGAGUUCCCGGGGGGGCCGGACACUCUGCCCUUCACCCUCCCCAUCCCGAGCGCCGAACCAGACGUCGCCGUAGCGACCGUCAGCGGCAGCGGUUCUGCGUCGGCUUCCGCUGGCGAGGAAUCGGCAGAGGAAGAGAGCGCUGAGACGCCCGCUGUAGAAGAAGAGGCCCAGGAGGUGUUAACGGGAGAGAGCCCUACCUCAGGGGGAAGCGGGGAACGUGAGGCGGACACGACUCAACCUGAAGUUCAGGUCACCCAAGUCCCAGUGGAGAACCUGGACCCGCCGGGAGAGGUGGACCCCGUGGACACGUCCUCUCCUGGACCCCCGUGGAUCUCCUCAACAGAACCCCUCAUGGCCGAGGCCAUAGAUGGCCUCAUGGGGGCAGCAGAGGUCUCGACCCCCUGGGGCAGUGAGGAACCGGAGGAGACCCACGGGGCGGUCCGACCACCCGGUCCCACCGACGGCACCAACGCGAUCGAGGAAGAGGAGGAGAAGGAGGAGGAGGAGCCGGUCCACAGUGGCGGGGUGACUCCGCCUCUGAUGGAGGGGCCCGUGGCUGUGGUCCCCGACGGACAGGACGAGGAGAGCGUUACCGGGACGGAGGCGCGGGUCACAGCAGGAGUGGAGGACAGCGGCAGCGGGUUUCCCGCCCAGUCGGACGAGCGGCCCCAGGAGUCGGGGGCGACGCCGGCGGCGAGGCAGAUGAGCGCUGGGCCCCUGGGGACCGCCCUGGACCUCAACAAGGAGUUAGUGGUGUUCUUUAGCUUGAGGGUCACUAACAUGAUGUUCUCCGACGACCUGUUCAACAAGAACUCUACCGAGUACCGAUCUCUGGAGAACACCUUCCUGGAGCUGACGCAGCACUCAUCUAGCGAGCAGAGGGCAUUCCCCGGAGCCUCCAGUAAGUCUGGGCCACGACUGCGGACCCUAGCCUCCAUCCCGCUCCUCCCAUACCUGCAGUCCAACCUGACGGGCUUCAAGCAGCUGGAGAUCCUGAACUUCCGUAACGGGAGCGUGGUGGUGAACAGCAGGAUGAAGCUGGACCGGCCCGUCCCCUACAACGUGACCGAGGCGGUCCACUGCGUCCUGGAGGAGUUCUGUGGCGGCGCCGCCAAGAGGCUAGACAUCAAGAUCGACAGCCGCAGCCUGGACAUAGAACACGAGGACCAGGCGGACCCCUGUAAGUUCCUGGCGUGCGAUGAGUCCUCGCGCUGCGUGGUGAACAGCUGGACGGGUGAGGCGGAGUGUGUCUGUGAGCCCGGCUACCUGGCCAGCGGCGGCCGGCCCUGCCAGAGCAUCUGCACCCUGCAGCCGGACUACUGCCUCAACGAUGGCGUCUGCCACAUCGUCCCCGGGCACGGCGCCACCUGCAGGUGCCCGGUGGGCCGAUCCUGGCACUACCACGGGGAGCGCUGCACUGAGCUGGUGUCCACCCCGCUGGACCCCUCCCUGAUCGCGGGCUGCCUGGUGGCCAGCCUCUGCCUGGUGGGCAGCGUGCUCGCCAUCCUCCUCUUCGUCAACAAGAAAUGUGUUCAGACCAGGAAGGCUGUGACGCUGGUGCCCGGCCUCGCCCCCUAUGCCUUUGAGAAUACUCUGAGAGAGAACCCGGUGUUUGAGAAUGACGAGGGUAUGUUGACCCAGGUGUCCACGUUACAGUACCCCAGCUCCAGCUCUGGGUCGUCCCAGACCCAGCAGUCCGAGCUGGACACGUUUGGCUCGAUAGAGAAUAUCCACCUGAGUAUCGAGAUCCCCAGGCAACUCUACUCCAGCAGAACCCAGCGGUUAGUCUCUGGAACGGUGGACUUCCAUCACUGCAUACCUCACAAUGAGCUUUAUGAUGCCUGCAAAGACGCUGCGACCAGCAAGUCACAAGUACAGGACGUGUGUUCACGCCAGGCCUCGGGAGAGAGAGCUUAUUGAUGUUUCAGUCCUGUGAAGAUCUCCUCUGUAGACAACGCACCUUUAACAAACAAAUUAAGUAAUACGCUCACUCUUAAUGUUUCCCUGUACAGUAUUUAAGAAAUGUUCAUUAUGAGAGUAGGCCUGGCGUGUAAAGGUUUGUAGUGCUGUGUCUUAGACAGAAAGAGUGUUCCCUGGAGAGGUGGAUAUAUGUGGAACCUAAGAUGUAUUUCUACUGUAUGUUUGGUGUUGUAACCUGAAGAAGUGGAUGUAUGUGGAACCUAAGAUGUAUUUCUACUGUAUGUCUGGCAGGUAGAAGAGUCUCCUGUACACCUUGAUUCAGGAUGUUGUCUUUCCUCACAAUGAGGCUUUUAUAAACAACAUGAUUCUGAUUCUAACUGAAGGUUGGAGGCGUGCAUUGCUGUGUGUUGUUUAAUGUUUCUCAGAGCCCUGUAAGAAUGUACAUACUGAUCAUCUUGGAGAGUCAACUGGAAUUGGAAAAAAAUAAAUUCUGUCCUGCUGUGUGUAAACAACGUCAGCCGUUUGGGUUUUCGAAAGCUGGAUGUCAACAAACGAUCCUGCAACAUCCGGACAUUUUUGUACAUUUUACAUUU